Molecule: messenger RNA, 5454 nt
Organism: Eublepharis macularius
Lineage: Eukaryota; Metazoa; Chordata; Lepidosauria; Squamata; Eublepharidae
Gene: CACUL1
Product: CDK2 associated cullin domain 1
Exons: 9
Coding region: 196-1290 (364 amino acids)
Biological process (GO): ubiquitin-dependent protein catabolic process
Molecular function (GO): ubiquitin protein ligase binding
Source: RefSeq, a predicted model, not a curated record
CGGCUUUACGGCAGAGAGGGAAUCGCUUCCUGUGGGUCCGCUCCGGAGCUGUCGGCUGCCUUCGUUCUCUGUAGCUCGGCGACGUGACGCCUGCGGCUUUGCGAUGGGAGGAAGCCGAUUGUGACAGUCCCCUCCCUCCCCCGCUCUCCAUCUCUCUCCCCGCCCGGGCCGAGCGGCCCUCCGCGGCCUAUCGGGAUGGAGGAGGAGAGCAUGGAGGAGGAGGGGGGCGGCGGCAGCAUCAGCAGCAGCAGCAGCUACGAGGCCUUAAUGGACGACCAAAACCACAACAACUGGGAGGCGGCGGCGGCGGGGGGAGGAGAAAGGGGUAGCUACGGCCACCCCCCGCUGCCGCCUCCCCUGCUUUCCCCGGCGGAGCCCCGCGAGGAGUGCGCUCAUGGGGGCCCCCUGCGCCCACAAGAGGACUUCGAGAUCCAGAUGCUGUCCGAGGCUGCCAAUGGGCGAGGGAAGGGCUGCGAGCCGGCGCCGGGCAGAGGGGGGGCCGCCGCCGGCAUCAACCUCAACAUUAACCCCUCGGUCUCCAAGUUCUUAAUGAAUGUUAUAACAAUAGAAGAUUACAAGAGCACAUAUUGGCCAAAGUUGGAUAGUGCCAUAGAUCAACUUUUAACUCAGAGUCCUGGUGACUACAUCCCUAUCUCCUAUGAACAAAUAUACAGUUGUGUGUAUAAAUGUGUGUGCCAGCAGCAUUCGGAACAGAUGUAUAGUGACCUAAUAAAAAAGAUAACUAACCACUUAGAGAGAGUCUCAAAGGAGCUGCAGGUCAGCUCUCCAGAUCUCUAUGUCGAAAGGUUUAAUAUAGCACUUGGGCAGUAUAUGGGAGCAUUACAGAGCAUUGUGCCUCUUUUCAUAUAUAUGAAUAAGUUUUACAUAGAAACCAAGCUGAAUCGUGACUUAAGAAAUGACCUUAUAAAACUGUUUACGGAACAUGUUGCAGAAAAGCACAUUUACAGCCUGAUGCCUUUACUUCUAGAAGCUCAGUCCACACCUUUUUGGAUAAGCCCUUCCACUAUGGCAAACAUUGUGAAAGGAUUGUAUAUGCUUAGGCCAGAAUGGGUUCAAAUGGCUCCAGCUUUAUUUUCUAAAUUUAUUCCAAACAUCCUCCCUCCUGCAGUAGAAUCUGAACUUGAGGAAUAUGCUGCUCAAGACCAGAAACUUCAACAAGAACUUAUUCAGGAAGGAUUUUCCAGGGGUGAUCAGUCGCGUAAGAGACCUGGAGAAGAAUUAACCUACAAUGGGUCAGCAUCCUGUGCAAGUUCAAGAGGAUGCAGAUAGUGACUGUACUUAGAAGUCUUCUGUUCCCAAUUGGACACUGGAGCAGCACAGGAGGAGGAGGAGGCAUCCAGCGGCUCAGUUGGGUUCUACUGAUGCUCAGGUUCUUUGAUGCAAAACUACACCUAAAUGUGGAGUGUGGACUUAUAUCUUGCCAUGUAAUAAAAUGUCUGUUGCUGCUAAUUUGGGGCUAACUUGGAAAAAUGUGACUGGCCUUGAUAAGUUCUUUUCUUUUCUUUUCUUUUCUUUUCUUUUCUUUUCUUUUCUUUUCUUUUCUUUUCUUUUCUUUUCUUUUCUUUUCUUUUCUUUUCUUUUCUUUUCUUUUCUUUUGGAAUCCCACAUGAACAUUACCUUCACUGCUUAAUAGAACUUGGUAGUCAAAAAGAGCAGCUUCCUUCAAAUGAAACUUUUGCACUUUUUUUGUGGGCAUUGCUGUUAAAACUAGUGCCCAUUAGGUUUUGUCUGGAGCUUUGUCUUUCAAAAAACAGAGACAGAUUGCACACACUGGUAGUAUUUCUUUUUUGCCACAAGGUUUGCCUCUAACAGUUGGUUUUAUGCUACUGAUGCUCUACAUUCCAGAUCUUUUUGUUCAUUCAUUCAUUUAGCCCCCAUCCCCAUCUUUAUACCCGUUUUCAAAUUCUCUUCUCUCUCUACUCAUUUCCUUGUCUUUAGCUUGUGAACUUUGCAAUGUCACAACAUAUAAAAAUAUUUCUCUUUAAGCUGUGAUUUGAUUAAACUUCCUGCACAAACUUUUCUGCAGUCCUUGGGGUUUUCCUUAAGAAAAGAAACUGGAUACUUAAAAAAAAUCACACAAAUAUUAAUACUAGCCUCAACACUUUUUAAAAUUGACUUCCAUAAUUAUUGCAACUGAUUGAAUUCUGGACUGAAAGCAGUUCCAAUAUGUGAUUUCUAUUGAGAAUUGAAACACACGCACAUAGCAAUUGAAGUAUUUGCCAAGUGAUUACAGGUCAUGGUAGGCUAAUUCUGGACUGCCAUAGCACAACAUAGUAUAAUGAGAGAAUUCUAGCCUAAUUACUUAAAUCAUUGCCAGAAUAUUUUGGCACUGGGCUUGCCCUAGAUUUAACAGUAUUGCUCAAAGUUUGCUCAUACUUGUUACUUCUAAGCAGUGAGGUACUUGAGGACACUUUACACAUUCAGGAAAAGUUUGUGGUGCAGCUACUUUGCUCCGCUUCCAGAAUGUAGGUUCAGCUCAUGUUCGAAUGGUUUCCACAGUUCCUUUUUUGUCUCAGUUGUGUCUUUGUUUAAAACUUGAACAUAGUUUUGAUUGAUCUGCAGGAUGUGAAUUACUUGUAGCCAUUUAUGCCUCAUAAGGGAUGGAUCUAUAUCUCUGCUUUCUACUUCUGCUUCUGGAUCAGAGGCAAAGCCACAUGGUGCUGUUUCUCUUCUGUCUUCUCUGUGAAGAAGCACCAUGAGUAUAGUUAAACCUAGCGGAUGCUAUGGAUUUUUUUAGUCUAAUUUUAUUUAGAAAAGGGAGACUGUUCACUGCAAUAAUUGGUAGGUGCAGAUGAGCUUGCCACUAAGGUGAGAGAGCCACCCUGUGGUGAGAAGUUAGCGCUCAGAGGAGGCUCGGUUUGAAUGACUCUUUAAUGUAAGUAUUGUGCUCAUUUAGAGCUGUGGAAAGUUUCCAUUUCUAGGAGGGAGAUAUGGCAGCAUUUAUCACUCAUUCUUGGAAAAAACCCCAUCUCUAACACAUGCUUUUUCCCUACUGUUGAGUAUUUGCUCUGCCUAUUUAAUCUAUAGAGAAGUAUAUGCAGUUUGAAAACUCUAUAGGUUAGGAGAUAUGUUUGCCUAUGGUAUGAAAAAAAUAUGAAUUUUUUUUUUAAAUUACUGAGAACUAUAUUUGAAAAAGUGGUUGUUUAUAAUAGUGGGAAAUAAGAACAAAACAACAACAACAAAAAAACCACUUGUAGUAUCAAAAACCAUUUUGAGGUGAUGAAAACCCAAAUUCUUAAUGUGGUAUUCAAAGACAAUAUACAGUUUCAAAGAAAAUAGGAGAAACUCAUUCUUUUAUACAAGCUGUCUUUUUUGCAGACUGCAGAACUUACCAGAGCUUUCGGUUUAACUAAUAUGAAACUAUAGGCUUCUUUGUAGGGUAAUAUUAGAGGUUUCAUUCCCUUGAAGGUCACUGUACGAGGUCAUCACAUUCUAUGUCCAUAUCUUUUGCACCUUGAGUUCCUAGUUUUAUCAUUGUGGAGAAUGAGCACAUGGUUAUGCCGCUAGGACUAUAGUUGUGCAGUUUCCAUCCUGGAAUAUAUAUUACUUUAUCCAUCAGACCUCAGUUUUCCUUGAGGGCAGCAUUCAUAUGAAGUCUUUCUGAUGCAGAAAUGAUCAAUCUGUGAUAGGUAGAGUAUUAAAAUGCAUUCCUGAUUUAGUGUAUAGGUGUACAGACAAAUUCAGGACUAUGUAGUUGGACAUGGAAAAUGGAUUGGAAAGGGAAAAUUAGCGCCUAUAGGUUUUCAUAACCUAAAAAGAUCGAAUUGAAGGCAUGUCUUUUAAAAGAAAAAAGCCAAUGACCUGAUUUGUAUCUUAAAAGCUAACUGACAAUGUUAUGAAAUCAUCUUUAAAUGAACUGAAGAUAGGUAGUUUGCUAUAUCCAGAUAGCUCCUGUUGCUACUGAGUUCUUCCUAGAUACUACCUGUGCAGGCAUUAGCUAUGUGGAACAAGAAAGCAGGACUGUACUUGCUGUACCAUGUUAGGAAGUGCUAGGGAACUGAUGAGGCCUGAAAUCAGGGGAGUGUCACUAUGGCCUUGCAGCACUUGGCAGGUGGCUCCAAAAAAAAGAAUUUCCCAUUUGUCCUCCCUAGCUAACUCAAGCCCAGAAUUGCUAAACGUUGUCUAGUCAGACAGGAGUCACACAAGGUGUUCUUAGCUGAAUCUACCUCCCUUCCCUAGUCACUUUCAGAACAUACUUAUGGUAAAAUAGGAGUUCUGAAACAUAUUUUGGGGACUAUAGAAUGAGAAGUUCAUUGCAGAAUAAUCAUUUGAUGAUAACACACAUGCUUCCAUGAUGCUCUAGUUUACUGGCACACAUCUCAUUGGUUUUGGGAGACUAAAGGCAAAUUAAUCCAAGGGUAGUCAACUAACAUGAAAGUGAGCCAUUGACUGUAUCUCAAAGGUUACAUGUGAGAUUUGUUUAUGCAAGACUAUGCCUGACUAGGUCUUCUGACCAGAGAGACCAUAUAGUUCCUGUUCUUCUAAUUGAGUGCCAUCGUAAAUUUAUCACCAAAAGGUUAGCACAAAAAAGAUUAGAUUGAAGUAUUCUUGGUGGCAGCCAUGUAGCCUUUGAGUUUCUUGUCAUAGUCUGAACCCGAAUGCCUUUGAAUAAAAGGUAUUAUUUAGUCUGGCUUCUGGUUAAGCUGCUAAAGAUAGGGGAAUUUAGCAUUUGUUUUGUUUUUCAUAUGAUUCUAACUGAAUAUUUUAUUGGUUAAAUUUUAGCUAAUGACACCAAGCCAAUUUAAAAUAAACCCUGUUGAUUCCCAGUACUGUGCAAGUUUUAUUAUGCACAUGUUGCUGUCAUGUUUUUUGUUGCGUGUGUUUUUUUUUUAAAAAAAAACUUUACUGUUGUGGUUUAUAAUUAAGCUGUAAAACAUGAUUUUCUGUUUCAGGUUAUGGUUUUGUCACUAGAUUUUGAGCCCUAGAACAUAAACUUGGAAAACUGAAACAAAGGCAAAACUUUCCUCCAGUAUGGUCAAUAUUCUUUCAUAAUCUUUAAAUGUGUUUAGUCCUAUGUAGCAUCUUACUCGAAUAGGAAGCCUGAGAACUUUUUUUGUAAAAGCAAGAUACUGUAUUAUGUUGUAAAUUGGUAUUAGGAUUUCUAUGUUUUGGCAUCUAAUGCUGAAAUAAUUUGUUCUCCUAUUUUCAAAGGGUUUUAUCUUUGUGAGCCAAGCAUGAAAGAACAUGAUAAGACAUAUGAAAUUGUUGAUACUUUGUAAACAUUUACUUUAAAACUUGAUGGAUCAGUGUGUUGGGUCUCUAAAGCCAUGACUUGACCAAAGCAGCAUGGUCUUAGCUAUGUUGCUUCUGUGAAUCGGAUGACUUACCUUUUUUCCCCCUUUGUUCCUUCUGUCUAUGAGAUCUAAAUGGCAAAGUUUUAUGCAUUGGGUAUCCUCUUAUAUUUUGUUUCCUGGGAAACUUGCUCUAAUAAAG